This is a messenger RNA of Magallana angulata, 1579 nucleotides long. RefSeq names its product TNF receptor-associated factor 4-like. Gene Ontology annotation, molecular function: protein binding; zinc ion binding. The transcript has 9 exons. Gene Ontology annotation, biological process: protein K63-linked ubiquitination; positive regulation of JNK cascade; regulation of apoptotic process. Bases 93 to 1463 code for a protein of 456 amino acids. The record is from RefSeq and is a predicted model, not a curated record. NCBI's taxonomy places the organism in Eukaryota, Metazoa, Mollusca, Bivalvia, Ostreida, Ostreidae. Gene Ontology annotation, cellular component: plasma membrane signaling receptor complex.
GAAAAAACCUUUUUUAAAACUUACUUAUUAUCGAUGGAAAUUAAGUAAGACCUGCGUUCAAAUUUAUUUCGUCCAGAAGAUUCGGGUGGAAAAUGGACGACGACUUGUUUUUGAGCGGGCGGGAGCAUACCUCCAUUUCGAUGCGGUCCCCCUCCGGUAUGGACGGGGGGCUGGUCAAUGAUCACAAGGAUACCCAGUAUAACUUUCUGGAGCCGUUGGAUAAGGCCUAUGAAUGCCCCGUGUGCUGCGAGGUGCUCAACCAUCCAGUGUUGUUCGAAAAGUGCGGCCAUCGAUGCUGCGCCAAUUGUUUGGGCGAAGUCAUGAGAGGCGGAGGCAAGUGUCCUAUCGACCAAACAGCCAUCGACAGGGAUAGAGAUGUUAUGCCCGACAACGUGUUCCAGCAGGAAAUCGACCUCCUGCAACUGAAGUGUUCCUUUGUGGAUAGAGGGUGUUCUUGGUAUGGAACUAUGAAGGACAUUAAGGCCCAUUUGGACGAUUGCAAAUUCGUCCCAGUGAUGUGCCCAAAGCGUUGUGGAAAGGAAUUGGAAAAAUCCAUGCUGAGGGCUCAUUUACAAGAAGAUUGUCCUAAGAGAGAGGUCAAAUGCGAUUUCUGCAAUAUCCCCAUUACCGUGGAGCAAGAGGAAUCGCAUCUUACGGUCUGUGGCAAGUUUAUGAUUCCUUGUCCGAAUGAGUGCAAAAAAGGGGAAAUUCCACGAGAGGAGCUGCAAGAUCACCUGGAGAAUAAAUGUCCCCAACAGCAGGUACCCUGUCCGUUCCAUGAUGCCGGCUGUGAAUUCAUGAGCAAGAGAAAGCAUCUUCACAAACACAUCAAAGACGACCCCAUUCAGCACUUGGCCAUGGCUUGUGACGUUAUCAUUAAACACAAAAAGGUCCUUGAUGACAACGAUAAGCUACUUACCAAACACUCAGAUAGCAUUCAGAUCAUGGAAAGGAAGGUUAGCACUCUGGAAAAGCUGUAUGGAUGUCAGCUGGUUUGGAAAAUCGAGAAAUGGGAAUACAAAAUGGAGGAGGCAAAGUUAGGGAGAAAGACGACCAUCUUCAGUCCGCCAUUUCUGACCGCUAGACAUGGCUAUAAAAUGGCCAUGUCGAUAUGUCCUUAUGGGGAUGGACGAGCACGUGGGAAGUUUCUCUCAAUCUUCAUUUGUAUUUGCAAAGGGGAGUAUGACGCUUUGCUCGGAUGGCCAUUCUGUCAUCGGAUUUCCUUCACCCUGGUGGACCAAUGCCAAGAUCCGGCCGCUCGACGUAACGUGACGUAUUCCAUUAAACCAAACAUCAUCAGGGACAACAAAGCGUUUCUUGGACGACCGAUCGGAGAGAGAAACGCCAGCUUUGGAGCCCAAAAGUUUGUAGAGCUGGAGGUGAUAAAAGAGAAAGACUACAUCCGCGACGACUGCGUUUUUAUAAAAUGCACGAUUGAUAGUGACGAUAUGAUUCUUCUGUAAAGAGCGCUAGGCGGCCAUUAUUAGACUCUCAUGUCCAGUGUACGACUUAUACACUGUACUUUGCUCGAGCUCUUUUUAAGUGAUAUUCAAUUAUGUUGCCGUAAAUGACCUUUGAA